Rana temporaria (common frog) is the source of this 2640-nucleotide messenger RNA. It is a transcript of the gene GCFC2, whose product is annotated as GC-rich sequence DNA-binding factor 2. The record is from RefSeq and is a predicted model, not a curated record. NCBI's taxonomy places the organism in Eukaryota, Metazoa, Chordata, Amphibia, Anura, Ranidae. The transcript is spliced from 18 exons. Bases 88 to 2487 code for a protein of 799 amino acids. Gene Ontology annotation, cellular component: nucleus. Gene Ontology annotation, biological process: mRNA splicing, via spliceosome. Gene Ontology annotation, molecular function: DNA binding.
CUGUAUCCUGAUUGGCCGGGGCACUCCUGGAACGCAGGCUGUGUUGUCGCUUCUCAGUGACGAGUCAGGAAGCGACUUCCACUGAAAAUGUUCAGGAAACCGAACCGCAACCUUCGGGUCCGGAGAGCGGAGUCCAGCGGGGAUGAUAAGGAGGAAGAAGAAGGGGACCGGAGCAAGGUGGAAAGGCAGAGGAGGCCCGGCGGACGGGGACUAAGUUGUGGAACUAAGAAAAGGAAAGAUGAGGAGGAGGAGGCGGCAGCUAUAGAGAAGGGGGACACCGGGGACCCAGCGGAGACCUCCUCCGGGACUGCCGGCCUGCUCAGCUUCACCGAGGAGAGAGAGGGUGAAGAGAUGACCUUUAAGAUCAAGAAGCCGAGUGUAAACGCAGUGGUGUUUAACGUUCAGAAAAGACCAGAAAAUGUUAAAGUGGCCAGCAGAUCUCCAGAUGGUGAUUCACAAGGCAGCAGCAAUUCAGAACAGGAGAACAGUGAAUCUGAAGACCUGGAAUGUUUUAAGGAAGAGUCCUCAGGAUCUGCAAGCACUAGUACAUCUUCAUCUUCUUCUCCAUCUCAACCAUCGCGGGCAGGUGAAAUCCCAGACGCCAAUAAAAUCCGGGCAGCUCGCAGACAGCGAAAACUGGCGCGGACUAAAGGAGCUUUCAUAUCGUUACAUGUGUCUCAUGAAGUCUCAGAUUCUAGCCAGUCCGAAAGUGACAAUGAGCUGGAUGAUCAUGAGAGGAGGAUCAAGUUUGCUCCUGGGGUGAAAUCUUUAAAUGAGCAGAUGGCUGAAGAAAUGGCAUCAAGCAGUGACUCAGGCAGUGACUCGGGCAGUGAAAAGCAAAAAGACAAUGAUGAGCAGGACCGCUGGGAGGAGCAGCAGAUAAGAAAAGCUGUCAAAUAUCCACAGGCUAUGAGUGAGCAUGCCUUGCGUGGAGACAGUCCACCUCGAGUAAAAAGGCAUGUGGAGCCAAAGCUGCCAACGGUCACUAUGGAGGACAUAAAAAAGAAGCUGACAACAAGAAUAGCCUCCAUUCAGGAGGUGCAUCGCUCUCAUGUGCUUGAGAAUGAAAAAUACACGCAUGACCUGGAGAAUUCUAAAACUGUACUUGAAAAAUUGGAGAGCUCGUCAAGUGAACAGAGUGUCAAAUUCUUCAAAAAGAUGAAGAUUUAUGUAGAAAAUUUUGUUGAUUGUCUUAAUGAAAAGAUUCAUCAAAUUAAUGAACUAGAAGCAGAAAUGUUUCAGAUUUUGGAAAAUCGAGCCGCAACUCUAUUGAAGCGCAGGCAGGAUGAUCUCCGCAAUGAGUCGGUUGCAGUUCAGAAGCUCUCUGGAAAUAAAGUAACAAGUGAUGUGGAAACGGUAGACGACAUAGUAGAGAAGCAAAUUCAGGAUUGUGAACUACGGAGAAGGAAGAGGCGAAAAAGGCGGCAGGAGACUGGAGAAGAUCACUUUGAAGGAAUGUCCAGUGAUGAUGAGCUGACCGCAGACCUACAAAAUAGCAUCCAGAAAAGUCGAGGAAACCUCUUAGUACAGUGCAGGACCAUAUUGGAAGAUGUCCAUGAGGACUUCUGCCGAGUCAAGAAUGUAUUGUGUACAUUUCAUGAAUGGCGAGUGAGGUUUUCCGAGUCCUAUUAUGAUGCUUAUAUUAGCCUCUGUCUUCACAAGAUUCUAAAUCCACUGGUCCGUUUGCAGCUGAUAGGAUGGAAUCCUCUGGAGGAUGUCACCGAUUUGGACCAGAUGCCGUGGUACUGUGAUCUUGAAGAGUUUUGCUUUGCUAAGGAAGAACAUGAGAACAACAUAGAGGAAAAUGCAGAUCACAAAGUGCUGUCAGCAGUCAUUGAGAAAACUGUAGUUCCUAGAGUUUGUGGUUUUAUUGAGCAUGUGUGGGAUCCUUUGUCCUCACAGCAAACAGAAAGGCUGGUGUGCUUCUGCAAGACACAUGUACUGGAGAAUGAGUCCAGCAAGACUGUGAAGGAUCUCAUUGCUUGUCUGGUUUCAAGGCUAAAAAAGGCCAUUGAAGAUGAUGUUUAUAUUCCUCUUUAUCCCAAAAGAGUAUUAGAAGACAGAAACUCUCCACAUUCUAAGUUUCGAGAGAGACAAUUCUGGUCAGCUGUGAAAUUGCUGGGCAAUGUGACACGCUGGGAUGGAUUUCUUGAAGAAGAAACUCUCCAGGAACUGUCUCUUGACAAGCUUCUGAACCGAUACCUCCUGCUGGUACUGCUUAACACCGAGCCAAAUAGUGAUGCAGUCACCAAGUGCAGCAAGGUCGUAGAGUGUCUUCCACAAAGCUGGUUUAAGGGCAUUGAAAGCGGAUUAUCUUUGGCAAAGCUUGCUAAUUUUAGUAAACACAUGGAACAGUGCAUCCAUGCUCUACAGAAACAGAAUGACAGGAAAAGUAUGGAGAUGCUGACAUCUUUGUUGAUGAAGAUAAAAGCUCAGAACUCUGCAGAGGAAGUUAUGAAGAAGUACAGCAUAGCACUGAGAACAUGACCAGCAUCUCUAAAACGAGGCCGUCCCGUCACAGCACUCUUACAUGAUAUUCUGUUUAUUGCCCGAAUACCUUUUUAUAAUUCAGAGUUCGUUAUUUUUUCCAUAUGCGGUUAAAGUGUAAAUUUACCUUUAUAAAAUAUUCUACAAAUAUUA